Aspergillus versicolor CBS 583.65 is the source of this 1422-nucleotide messenger RNA. RefSeq names its product FAD-binding oxidoreductase. Bases 1 to 1422 code for a protein of 473 amino acids. Gene Ontology annotation, molecular function: oxidoreductase activity; FAD binding. NCBI's taxonomy places the organism in Eukaryota, Fungi, Ascomycota, Eurotiomycetes, Eurotiales, Aspergillaceae. The record is from RefSeq and is a predicted model, not a curated record. The transcript is spliced from 3 exons.
AUGGCCAUCCCAGACUCCCUCAUCAAAUCCUUACGCGAGACCCUCGUCUCUUCAAAAACCUUCACGCCCCAAGAUGAAGGCUACGAAGCCGCCCUGACCCGCUGGUCCGACACCGGCCGCAAAGAAGCUGGCAUUGUAAUCCAACCAACCGAAGUAUCCGACAUAGUCACUGCGCUAAAAUGGUCGCAAACACACAACAUCGACCUCGCCGUAAAAUGCGGCGGCCACUCCGUCGCAGGCACAAGUUCCUCAGCAGGCGGUCUCGUCAUCGACCUCUCCCGUCUUAACAGUGUCUCCGUCGACGCUGCAUCCAAAACAGCCACCGUCGGCGGCGGAGCUACCUGGAAGCACGUCGACGAAGCUCUAGCGACCCACGGCCUCGCCGCCGUCGGGGGCACAGUGAAUCACACCGGCGUCGGCGGCUUAACGCUCGGCGGCGGGUACGGGUGGUUAAGCGGGAUGUACGGGCUAACAAUCGACAACCUACUCAGCGCGACGAUCGUUCUAGCGAGCGGAGAAAUCAUCACAGCCUCAGAAACUGAAAACAGCGAUUUAUUCUGGGGUCUGCGCGGGGCCGGGUAUAACUUCGGCAUUGUGACCGAGUUUACGUUCCAGGCGCAUGAGCAGAAGAAUCCCGUUUAUGCGGGUGUUCUGGGCUUCACGCCGGAUAAAGUUGAGGCUGUCAUUGGGGUUCUGAAUGGGCUUUUGCUGGAUAAGCCUGAUCCGCGCUCUGGGGCGAUUUGUGUCUUUGCGACGCCGCCGGGGGCGCCGGUGCCGAUGGUGAAUCUGAUUGUCUUUUAUAACGGGACGCAGGAGGAGGGGGAGAAGAGGUUUGGGGAGUUAUUGUCGCUUGGUCCGGUUGCGAAUAUGGUUAGCAUGAUCCCGUAUAGCCAGGUGAAUGCUCUGCAGAACCCGAUGGCGACGUACGGGGAUCGGAAGUCGUUCAAGGGCGUGUUCUUCAACCCGCCUCUGUCGCCUGCGUUUGCGAGGAAGAUGCUCGAGGAUUUCACGGCAAAGGUUAUGUCUGAUCCGGAUUUGGGCAAGUCGGGGCUCCUCCUUGAGUUUUAUGAUAUGAUGAAGACGGUGGAGGUUCCGAGGAGUGCGACUGCGUUUGCGAGUCGGGGGACGACGCAGAACGGGCUUAUUACGCUGCGAUGGACGGAUAAGAGUAAAGAUGGAGAGCAUAGGGCUUGGGCGAGGGAGGUCCAGGAGCGCUGGAAAAAGGAGCUUGAAGGGAGACAGGUUGGGAAUGUGGAUAUAAAGGGCAAGGAGGGCGUGCCGCAAUAUAUCAACUAUGCUGAGCCUGGUGACUCUGUUGUUGGGAAUAUCUACGGCGAGAACUUUGGUCGAUUGAAGGAUCUCAAGGCCAAGUAUGACCCGACGAAUGUCUUCCACAAAAUGCAUCCAAUUGCCCUAGAUUAA